Messenger RNA from Phalaenopsis equestris, 788 nucleotides. RefSeq names its product putative clathrin assembly protein At2g01600. The coding region runs from base 21 to 764 and encodes 247 amino acids. Gene Ontology annotation, cellular component: clathrin-coated vesicle; clathrin-coated pit. Lineage: Eukaryota; Viridiplantae; Streptophyta; Magnoliopsida; Asparagales; Orchidaceae. The record is from RefSeq and is a predicted model, not a curated record. Gene Ontology annotation, biological process: clathrin coat assembly; clathrin-dependent endocytosis; vesicle budding from membrane. The transcript has 4 exons. Gene Ontology annotation, molecular function: phosphatidylinositol-4,5-bisphosphate binding; clathrin heavy chain binding; SNARE binding.
AAAUUUCAUAAAGUGAACUGAUGCUUGAUUCUAGCUUGAUUCAGGAUUUCCCUGAGAGACUUCUCUUGACUUACAAACAACCAGAGGAAGCUCCUACUGUUCCUGAAAAUGAGGAACCACCUGUUGAAGAUUUAAAGCCAGAACCAGCUGCUCCUGUCCAGCUUGAAGUUUCCUCUAGCCCUCUCCAGGAGGAUGAUAAUGGAGAUUUAUUGGGACUCGAUGAAUUUAAUCCGGCGGCAUCGGAGAUUGAGGAAAGCAAUGCCUUGGCUCUAGCAAUACUUCCAUCCGUUGCGGCCACCACCAACUCUGAUGCUGAAAAUUCAUGGGAUCCAUCAGGCUGGGAGCUUGCCCUUGUUAAUGCUGCUCAUUCAUCGGCCGUUAAAAGCCAGCUGGGCGGCGGGUUCGACAAACUCACUUUGGAUAGCUUGUAUGAUGAAGCCGCAUAUCGGCAACAACAACAGCAGCAGUAUCAUGAUGUUGCAGCUCCGAAUCCAUUUAUGGCGGCAGAUCCUUUCACGGCGUCAAACGAAAUAGCGGCUCCGCCGUCGGUGCAGAUGGCUGCGAUGGCUCAGCAGCAGUCUCUGAUGAUUCAAUCUAAUCCUUUUAUGCAGCCACCAAUAUCUUCACAGCAACAGCAGCAGCACCCUCCUAUCUUUGCAGGAGCUGAAGCAAACCCUUUUACAGACACCACUGGAUUAGGAACAUUCCCUGUGAACAAUGAUUAUCACAAGAGCAGCCCUUUUGGAAGCUCCCAGCUCCUAUAAAUUCUGAAUUGUGUUUUUUUUGUU